Messenger RNA from Seminavis robusta, 3015 nucleotides. The record is from the annotation of a GenBank genome assembly. Lineage: Eukaryota; Bacillariophyta; Bacillariophyceae; Naviculales; Naviculaceae.
GUUUCUUUUCUCAACGAGCUUCCAACAAUAAAGAGGUACAUGUAGAUCAACAAACCAAGCCCCAUUCACAUGCGACGAAAGAUAAGAUAUCCUUAGUCAAUACGUUGUUUGCACCAUGAGUUUACAGGAGAUGCAAAAUGAGAUAGAAACGGCGACAAUCGUCACCAAGCAGCUAGAGUUGGAAAAGGAACAACCAAGCACCCGUCCUAGUGGUGGAAGUUUUUCAACAAAGGUUCGAAGUGGAAUUCGACGAGAGCUCUCGGCUUUCAGGAAGGUCCUGGAGGGAAGCAAGUCAAGGUUGCAAGAGUUGCAAGACAUGCAAGACAAGCUGGAGCAAAUGGAAGAGGAACCGGCACUAUCUCCCAAAAAACGAUCCAGUUCCUUCAAGAAAAGAGACUCUAGAAAAUCGCCACAUUGGUUACCGUCCCUUGGACGCAGAAAGAAGUUCUUCGACGAGGACAUCAAGGACGUUGAAGAAGACUCUCGGCAACCCGAGGAGCAGCGAGAGCCUACGACGGAAAACGAUAGAGAAGGAGCUGAAGAGAUGGAUAGAGAAGGAGCCGAAGAGAGGGAUGCACCAUCAGGUGGCAAUGCUCUUACAAUGCUGGAGCAAGUCAACAAAGAAGACAAUGGAGAGAUUGAAGCUCUGUCCAAUCCAAAUGAAGAUGCGCUUGAUCCCAGUUUGGCGAUGCGUGAAUCUUUGUUUCGUACCACCCUGCAAGCUCGUGCAUUAGCCCUGAAAGCCAACCGUCCUACAGUAUCGAGCAACCCCUCCAUCAAGUCGAAGCCCACUGGCACUGACGGCGGCAGCGAACAGGGCAAUAUCGGAGAGUCUGAGAGUUCAACACGCCCCGGUGGUGAAUCCUUGACUGAGUUUGCGAACCGUCUGGAGAAAUCCAUUCGCAUGAUGAGGACAUUCGACUUGAUAGAGGAAGACUCAUCAGAAGGCAACCGGAAGGUUGCCACUAGUGGUGAGGAGGCAUCAAGUCCAGAAGCAGGUACCGAUGACCCGCUUGCUGUAUCGAAUGCUUCGAGGGCUGCGGGAUCUGCCAAUGACAGUAAGAAUGGAUCGGAAACUAGGAGAUCAUCUAGCAGACAUAAAGCAAAGUGGGGACCAAAAUUCAAGAAGACCUUCAGCUUGAUUAAGAGCAAGCACAGCAGAACAAAGGCUCCGUCUCCUCAUUCUGAUAUGACUACAGGUGAAGGUAGCGCCUCAUCAGAGGUGACAGACCUUGUCAAAACAUUGGAUGAUGCUGUUCAGAAGCUACAAGAUGCUGCUGGGAACACAGACUUGAAUGCUGCUACUGGCGGUGACAGAAAGGAUGAGAUUGGUGCAUCUGAGGAUAACAAGGACAAGAACGAUGAGAUUGGUGACAAAAAAGGCAAGAACGGUGAGAUCGGCGAAUCUGGAACCAGCGUCAUUGAUGAUAUUGUCGCAUCUGACAACGGCAGCAAGGUUGAGUCACCCCAUAAGGUAAAGACUCGUGUGACAUCUUUCCACAAUGAUGGAUGGAAAGAGGGCGAGACAGAGGGCAACAUGACAGAAGAACUGAUGACAGAAGAAAGCAUUGCAGCACAGGAACUGAGGGCAAGAGAAGCUUACAUCAAGGCUCUGCAAGAAAAUCAGGCUCUCCUCUCGUCGGGAAUGAGUCCAACAUCGCCUGAAGUUGUGAAGUCUCAACAGAUCUUGCAGGAACGGUUUGCAAAGAUUGAGUAUUGGGAACGAAUGAGGGAAGAAUUCAAUGCCGGUCCACAAGCCGAGACGCCAAGAGUGCUGAGCGGAACGUCUCUUGCAUCCCCUAAGAGCAUCUCCGCUGUACCCCCUGCUCUGAGUGGCGAUCCUCAGGAUGUUUGUUAUGUUGGCGAGAAAGAGCUGAAGGCAAGAGAAACAUACAUCAAGGCGAUGAGACAGCACCAGGAACUCGUAAGUGCAAAUGUGAAGCCCGACUCUCCUGAGUGGAUCAAGUCAGAAAAGGCAAAGGAGGAGUGCUUGGCGAACCUGCAAUUCUGGGAGAAUCUGAACAGUGAAGUCGAAAUUCCGGUGUUUGAGAAAAGCGGAGUUACCAUAUCACGUACUUCAUCACCGAAGGCCGUCUACCGUGUUUCUCAGGAAAAUAAAGACGACAGACAUCAUACUGCCCCGAUGCUCGAGUCUCUAGUCCUGGCUGCAAGGGACAAGCUGUUCAAGGGAACGCUGAGUUUUGACACUACAUUUUCAUCCAAAAAAUCCCCCGUUGCAUCUGCGAAGAAGUCCACAUCGACCAAUGGAGUGGCUGCCUCAUUGGAGAAGCUUCAUGCGCCCUGCCAUUCCUGCCAGGAAGAUGGAUGCGAUGGAUGGGCAAGCACCUUUGACACUGUGUGCGUAGAUGUUCUCCCAUUCUGCUACGAGCCAGGCUGGGUUCAAAACUGUGGUGUCAACCAGGCGCCAAGCUGUGGUGUCAACCAGGCGCAUGGCAAAUCGAGCGAAGGAGUAGAAACUAAAAAGAAACAGAAAACAUCGUCGAAGAAGGGGGCCGCCGACAAGAAGCAAGGAACGGCGACCAAGUCCACAAAGCAGAAGUCGCAUUCGGAAAGAUUGGUCAUAGAUCCCAGCUACUGUUGUGGAUCUGAUCAAGCCAUUCAAGACAAGGACCAGCCUGAUCCGAUGUGCACAAUCGAAUACCAAGCCAAGGAAAUUCUUGGUCAUUUGAACUUGAAUGAUUCAUCUGGAUCUGUUGGAGGCAGUGAUGCAUCACCGCGAAGAGUUGUCGAGCCCACCCCUGGUAACGAGGAAGCAGAAGCACGGGGUGGUGGCAACAUCUCGACGCAGGCAGAGUUUUGAAGCUGUUGGAGCCCAAGAAAUCAACUAUGGAUUGUAGUUCAUAACUUUUGUGUCAUGUGUUUGUGGGGAGUCGUAUACAUACCAAUGGGCUAUAAGAACCAACCUUCACUCCAAGCCAGUUGACAAGCAUCUACUCACGCCGAACAUAGGUCACGAUCCCUUGUGCGAAUCAGUCCUCUCGUUUUUCCUGCUGU